AUGUUUGCUUUGGUUGUCCUGGCUUCGGUGGUAUGUUCUGGACUUGCAGGACCCGCUGUACCCGCCAAAAUCCUCUACGAAGUCGACUGGAAAAAUAAUGAUGAUUCGGCGAUAAAAGCGCUCCAUCGCUCCCACGGCGUCUUGUCCUCAUGCCCCGAAAAUUGGCUUUACGCUCGCGAAUUAGAAUCUUGCUAUCUGAAGAUCGACAACGUGAAUUUUGAGCAGGCCCAAGAGGAGUGCCAUCAAUAUGGGGCUGCACUGGCCUCCAUUCACUCUGAGGCGGAAAAUCAACUGAUUUACGACUUGGCGAAGGAGAAUGGAACUCGCUAUAGCGAUCACCAGGCUGUGCUGACCGGGGCUGUGAAGGUCAAUGGAAAGUGGACGUGGCUCGACGGCACUCCAUUUAAUUUUGUCGCUUGGGCCCAAGGAGAGCCGAACAAUUGGCAGUGGCCGGAGUCGCAGGAUGACGCUAAGAUGCCCGAACGUUUCGAGAACUGUGCAGCGAUUUACUUCUCGGAGGGGUACAUGUCGGAAAAUGGUCCCGUCGUGGGCAGGUGGAACGACAACAUUUGUGACGAGCCGUUCACCGCAGCAAUCUGCAAAAUGGCCGCACCUCAGACCUUUGACAAAUCUCAA
This is a messenger RNA of Mesorhabditis spiculigera, 636 nucleotides long. The record is from the annotation of a GenBank genome assembly. Lineage: Eukaryota; Metazoa; Nematoda; Chromadorea; Rhabditida; Rhabditidae.